AUGCUGGUCCUUCUCAUUUUUGGUGCUUUUAUUAGUGCUACGUAUGCCGGCUCUGUAUCUUUGUGUAAGGAUAUAAAAGACUGUGCCAAAUGUGCUGAAUCGUUUAUCUAUGUAUUCGGCUUCAAAGAACACUGCAGAUGGUGUCUUGAAACAAAAGCUUGUGGUGGUCCGUUUGCAUGUUCAAAGAGCACCAGUGUCGUUCAGCGAGAACCUUUCAAAUGUCCUUCUGAGGCACCGACAAUCAAGGGGCGACGAUACACUGACAAAUUGGGAAGAUCGCUGUUUGCACUGGCUGUCGCCUCAAAACUUUCCGACCCAACAAAAUGCUUAUCAAACAAUCGACCAGAUGUCAAGCUUCUAAAAAUGUAUGAAGUUGAAUGUGACGCAUCGCACAAUAAAUGUGCUGGUAUGUUGGCAGUUUCCGAAGCUGCCAAAAGUCUUUAUGUUGUAUAUCGAACUACCGGCGAAAUUAAGCAGCUUCUUACAGAGCUUGUGCACACAAUUGUUGCUCAACUCGGAGCUUGGGAAAAGUUUGAAGCUGGCGGCGGUGUUAUUACAUAUUUUCAUGGAGCCUUUGAAAGAUUAUUCAAAGGUAGUGGAAUGAAGUCAGACCUGAUGAAAUUGAAAGAGAAGUAUCCUGGAUACAAAGUUUGGGUUACCGGGCAUUCAUUGGGUGGAUCAUUGGCUUCAAUGACAGCACUCUAUUUGGCGAACAAGACGAUGUUUUCGACUGACCGAAUUCGUCUGGUCACUUUUGGCGAGCCAAGAACUGGCAAUGUCGCUUUUGCAAAGGCAGUUGAAGAUACUCUGAAAUUCCGAUAUCGAGUUGUACACAGAGACGAUAUGAUUACAAAUAUCCCGACUGCAAUGGACCCUAACAGUCUAUUAAUCACAGCAAGUUUAGCUGAAAGGCAACCGCAUUUCUAUCGAUACGUGGUGCAUUACGAUAAUGAUAUGAAACCUGAUGACAAAUUCGAGAUUUGCAACUACUCUGAAGAUCAUGCGUGCAGAAAUUUGGCGUCAGCAAACAACGCAAUGGAUCAUGUUAACUACUUUGGCAUUGAUGCUGAUGUGUAUCUGAAGGAUAACUGCACCAAACCCUUAACAACAUGA
Enterobius vermicularis (human pinworm) is the source of this 1113-nucleotide messenger RNA. Lineage: Eukaryota; Metazoa; Nematoda; Chromadorea; Rhabditida; Oxyuridae. The record is from the annotation of a GenBank genome assembly.